Messenger RNA from Penicillium soppii, 195 nucleotides. RefSeq lists its product as uncharacterized. Lineage: Eukaryota; Fungi; Ascomycota; Eurotiomycetes; Eurotiales; Aspergillaceae. The record is from RefSeq and is a predicted model, not a curated record. The coding region runs from base 1 to 195 and encodes 64 amino acids. The transcript is spliced from 2 exons.
AUGCCAAGGCCCGAGUACGAGAAUCUCUGGGCAUGCGGCUCCCAAGAAAUCUUCACAUCAAGAAUUCGCACCGAGAGCCAUGAAAUUAAGAGUGGAGACGCGCUCAAUAUCGAUCAAAUUUUGCUUUUGAGGUUGUCAACCAAGUUAGAAUGGGAGUUCUGGUCUGCUUCGAUGGCUAAGACUAUGGGGCCUUAA